Molecule: messenger RNA, 4682 nt
Organism: Daphnia pulicaria
Lineage: Eukaryota; Metazoa; Arthropoda; Branchiopoda; Diplostraca; Daphniidae
Product: ATPase family AAA domain-containing protein 2-like
Exons: 17
Coding region: 371-4378 (1335 amino acids)
Biological process (GO): positive regulation of transcription by RNA polymerase II
Cellular component (GO): nucleus
Molecular function (GO): ATP binding; histone binding; ATP hydrolysis activity
Source: RefSeq, a predicted model, not a curated record
UGUAUUUUUGUGUCUCGGAAAAGCACUUGAUUAUUAUCGAACUAGACAAUUGCGGUGUGAUUUCAGUUAAAAAGCAUUCGUGAGUUGAUCUUCUUGGAGAAAUGAGCAACUUUUCUCCUAGAGAACAGUUUACUUCUUCUGUGUUUUUUCAUUUUUUCUUUUGAAACCAUUUUGCCACCAUUUUGCGCCGAUUAAAGGUCGUGGUCAGAACAAGCUUCGUUACUUCCUCCUUUUCGUUAAACCGUGGAAAAAGUGAAGUUGAGCUUUUGUUGUCCUAAAAGAAUUGGCGGUUUAUUACGAUUAACUCACUAAGCGUGUCAAUAACGACUUGUCACAACAAGUGCGAUAGUUUUUUAAGGUAAAUUUUAAAAUGCUUACCCGAGGUAAAAUUCCUAAUGUUUCGGACGGAGCAAACUGUCAAGAUAGUGAGGACAAAGAGGAUGAUGAUGAAGAAACUAUGAACGAUGACAAUUCUUCUGAAAAAGAUUCCUCUUCGAGCAAAGAUGAGCAGAGUGAGUGUAAAGUACCCUUUCGGCCCCUUUCAGCUCUUCAAAUGAAGCGAACUCCUUCAGCAGAUCGUGCCAACAUGUCACCAGUUUUGACUGGUCAGCGUUCAUCAAGAUCUAAUUCUAGAAGAGGCCAGUUUGUCAACGAAAUUUCUUCAGAGGAUACUCCAUUGUCAAAACGUCAAGUGAUGAAAAGUGGAGGAGGCAAGAGAAAGAGGCUAGUCUUGGUCGAACCAGAAGAAACUUCACAGGAAGCAGAAGCAAAGCUCAACAGUGCAGAAGAAAGUCACGAUGAAGAAGUAAACAGUACAAACCAAAGAAAGAUUUCUGUUGCAGAAAGUGAAACUGAGAAGCAUGAUGAAAGUCAUGAUGGUGUUCGCAGGAGCCAGAGAGCAAAAAGACAAAUGUACACUUACAACGACAGUUGGAUAUUUGCUGAAAAAAAUGUCAAGGGAUAUCCUGCUGCAAUCAAAGAAGAAGACACAGCAGCAGAAGGAAAUGACCGAAUGCAUACUAGACGUCUACGUAAUCUCGUCCCAAAACGUCAAGAAGAAGUAGAUCAAGACAUUGAGGACGAGGAAGAUGCUCGUCAGAUCGCUAACAGACGUGCACAAAUCCGAAAACGCAAUAAAGCAAAGAAAAAAAAAGUGUCGCGAUACCAGACUUCCAUGAACGACCAAGAUAUGUACACAGAGAUCAAGAAUCGGCGCCUUCGGUCUUCAAGCAAUUCUUCAAGGCCAAAUUACUCUGGUUAUCAUUCAACAGUAAUAAACGCAAAGAAAACGCCGGCUAGAAGCCAACGACAUCGUCGACCACAAUAUGAAUCUUCUAAUGAAUCGGAAACCAAGUCUGAAUCCGAGAGUCAAAGUGAAGAUGAACAAGAAUCCCCCAAAGGAAAGCGCAGGGAAGAGUUGUCUGAUCACAGCCGUGAUCAGGAUAAUGAAGAAACCGAACGACCCGCUCCAGCUUUGGGUGGCGAGAGAGUGAAAGGCAAAUACACUUUACGCAAGAUUCAACCCAUCGAAAGAUAUUGCCCAGAGAAUGAAGAAUCGCAUAAUAGAUCACGCUCAACACGCCAUACAUCACGGAUAGUGUGCAGCCCUGCUCAUCGAGCUCAGAGAAAGCGGCGGCAAAAAGCUCAAAACGAGAGCACUACUAGCAGCAGUAGCAGCAGCGAUGAAGAACGUUUUGAACGGAGGAAGAACAAAAGCAUGUCUAAAGCAAGGAACAGAUGUUUGCCAAUGAAUUUCUCUCCAGACGAUUUGGGUAAUGGUGUUGUUAAAGAUCGUAUGAAGAUUGGGUCAAGUUUGGCUGAUGUUGACCCAAUGAAAGUCGAUCGAGAGGUUACUUUUGAACAAGUUGGUGGACUGGAAACUUAUGUUCGCAGUUUAAAAGAAAUGGUUCUCUUUCCUCUACUGUACCCAGAAGUUUUUCAAAAAUUCACUAUUCAGCCUCCUAGGGGUGUUCUCUUUUACGGACCUCCAGGAACGGGCAAAACUUUGGUAGCUCGUUGUUUAGCAAAUGAAUGCAGCCAGAAAGAUAGGAGAGUAGCGUUCUUUAUGCGCAAGGGAGCAGACUGCCUCAGCAAAUGGGUUGGCGAGAGUGAACGCCAAUUACGUCUACUUUUCGAUCAGGCUUAUCAAAUGCGACCUUCUAUAAUCUUCUUUGAUGAAAUUGACGGACUCGCACCUGUUCGUUCUACCCGCCAAGAUCAAAUCCAUUCGAGUAUUGUGUCUACUCUUUUGGCUUUAAUGGAUGGUCUCGACUCACGCGGAGAAGUAAUCAUCAUCGGCGCUACAAAUAGGUUGGAUGCCAUCGAUCCUGCGCUUCGCAGACCUGGAAGGUUCGAUCGAGAAUUUCACUUUCCGUUGCCUUCUUUGCCUGCCAGAAAAGAAAUUCUAGACAUACAUUUAAAGUCGUGGACUCCUGCCCCAGCUCCCAGUCUAGUGCAUUAUUUAUCUCAGAAGACUGUCGGAUAUUGCGGAGCCGACCUCAAGUCAUUGUGUGCUGAAGCAGCACUUUUGGCACUUCGUCGACGCUAUCCACAAGUGUACAACUCCAAGGACAAAUUGAUGUUGGACUUGUCUCAAAUCAACGUAGAACGUCGUGAUUUUGAACAGGCAGUGCAAAGGUUGGUGCCCGCUUCUCAACGCAGUGCAAUGGCUUCGGGCAAGCCCCUUUCGUCAGUUGUGACUCCCCUGCUGGACAGUCUUUUUCACGAAAUCAUCAAUACAACUCAGCUCUUGUUUCCCGAAGGAAUAGCCACUCUAAAACUGAAAGGCCCAUUGAGUGGAGUGAAGAAGCAAACGAGUAACCAGAUUUUCCCUCGGUUGUUGGUCCUUGGCGAUUGUUGCUCCAACAUUACAUCCGCCUUGCUUCACUACAUGGAACGCCUGCCAGUUCAUCGACUUGACUUGUCGACUCUUCAUGGACUGGCUGCUCGUAGUCCCGAAGAAGCUUGCGUUCAACUAUUUCAAGAGGCUCGACGGAACGUUCCUGCCAUUAUUUAUUUACCCCUCGUUAGCCGUUGGUGGUCGGCCAUCGGUGAAACCGUCCGAGCCACUUUUUUAACUCAACUCAGCGAACUCGAUCCUGAAUUGCCGAUUUUCCUUCUUAUAACCAACGAUACUGAAUUGGAUUGUUUACCUGAUGAUUUGUGCGAUCUCUUCCACGAGGAAGAUGGCGAGAUCUUCCACACCAGGUCGUUCACGCCCGAGGAAAGGCAAAACUUCUUCCGGCCUUUAGUCGUAACAAAGUGUUUGAAGCCUCCCAUGGUGAGGAAGACACCCAAAUCGAAAUUGGAAGUUCUUCCUUUGGCUCCAGCGCCUCCUCCCAGACAGUUGAACGAAAAGGAAAAGGAACGAUUGGAGCGGAAAGAAGAAGCAACUCUGCGUGAAUUGCGAAUUUUCCUCCGUGAAAUCCUGGCGAAAAUGGCUCGCAACAAACUCUUUUACAUGUUUACUCGUCCCGUGGACACCAAGGAAGUGCCCGACUAUUUACAGGUCAUUCAGAGGCCCAUGGAUCUGGAAACCAUGAUGACCAAGAUUGACCAACACGCUUACGAAUCCGCUAAAGAUUUCCUGGCCGACAUUGAACAGAUUUGCGCCAACGCUUUAGAAUACAACCCCGACAAGAGCCCAGAAGACAAAAUGAUCCGACAUCGUGCAUGCACCCUACGAGAUACGGCCUACGCUUUGAUCAAGGCCGAAAUGGACACUGACUUUGAGGAACAAUGUCAAGAGAUUUCGAGAACUCGUAAAAGCAGAAAGGAUAAAGUGGCACCCAUUGCCGGGCCGCCGGCGUUACUGGAUCCAGCUUCGACUGCCAUUACGUCAGGAAACGACAGCAAGGGCAAUGGGGAAGCUACGAAAUCGGAAAUCAAAGUAUCCAAGACCCGGAACAGGAGAGGCGGUGGCUGGUCUCAAGGGAUCAUAAAAAGUGCGGCCAAGAAACGGAAAGCGGACAGUGAAAGUCUAUUGAACGACUCUUCAAUGACUGCCCAGGAUCAGUCGCAGGAGAACGGGAUGGAUGAUGUCGUCCAACAGGCGUCCGCCAGUGACGAACCUCCAGUCUUGACAGCAGAGGAUCCCACCCCAGACGAUUCACAGGCCAGCGACGCUUUCGACAGCCAGCCAGAAAUAGAUUCCGGAGUUGCCCCACCAUUGAUCGUUUCGAAGAAGUCAGUCAUCGUCAACGUUGACAAGCUUGAGGCGCUGUUAGACUCGAUUGUUGCCAAGACGGAAAAUUGGAGUUUGGAGAAGCUUUUGCGGUUGUAUUCGAAAUUGUCGAAACUGAUUGAUCGUUACCUGAGACUUUAUGAUCGUCAACCACUAGUUGAGGAAAUGACUCAAAUGCUCAGCAAUUGUAGGUGAAGCUUCAGUAAUCUGUGGAAGAUGGUGACGUCGAUCUGAUAAAAUGGAAGACGAUCUAUAUUAUUUUGAAGCAAUUUAACCUCAGGGAGUUGCUGCGGAGAUUGCAUAGGAAAUCGCCCGAUAAACUGCGAAAAGAAAAAUAGUCGUCGUUCCGUCGCCAAGCAUUACUAUGAAUUUUGUUGUAAUUCUUCUUCAAGGCCUUCAUUUCGAUUUAAAAUUGUGAAAACAACUCCUUUUUCAGAAAUUUUGGUACGUAUGGCGUUUCCAAUACAGUAAAACCGAAUUGGGUUUAUUUUUUAUUGAA